AUGAUGGCUUGGCGUUUUCGAAAAUGCCUAAAAAACAUAGAUGUACUAAAUUCAAGUGAGAAGCCUGAGAGUAUUACCACCAACGCAGCUUUCUCUCAUGCGCUAGAUACAGGCUUAUCUGGAUCGGAAGACGAACAAGAGUCGGUUAAUGAGUACCGCCGCGGCGGCUACCAUCCAGUGCUAAUAGGUGACAUAUUUCAAAACCGAUUCCGUGUGGUACGUAAAGUCGGAUGGGGCAAUUUUUCCACCGUGUGGCUAUGCAGAGAUUUGAGAGAGGAAGAAUAUGUGGUGUUGAAAGUAGUGAAAAGCGCUCCGCAUUACACAGAGAUUGCAGGUGAUGAAAUACGACUGCUAGAAACGAUCAGAGACUCAGAUCCAACGGACGAGAAGCGCGAACGUUUUGUACGUUUGCUAAAUCAAUUCACGGCGAGAGGAGUAAACGGCGUACACACUUGCCUCGUAUUUGAAGCUCUAGGCUGCAGUCUUUAUAAGCUGAUCGUAAAGAAUAAAUAUCAAGGUUUAGCUAUCGACCAGGUGCGCAACAUUAUUAAGCAAGUUUUAGAGGGAUUGGAUUAUUUGCAUAGAAAAUGCGGUAUAAUACACACAGACAUAAAGCCAGAAAAUAUUUUAUUGGUUAUCGAUAACGCGAUAGAAAUGAAUCAGCAAAUUGAUAAUGAAGUAACGAAUCUGCGUCUUAAAGGAAGCUCCUUACCCGAUUCAUACAUAAGUUCUGUUGAGAAGCAAAGAGUUUCCCUCGCCAUAUGGCCAAUGCAAAAAAGUAUCGAAAAUAACUCAACGUCGUCGGGCUCGUUCAUGGUUUCACGGAUACCGAGAAGUGACGGUUGGGAAACUGCUUCCCCUUUUCCUUCUUCUCCCUCCCUUCUAUCAGGCGAGAGUAUCGAGAGUGGCUGGGAAAGUGAUGUUAGCGGCAAUGUCUCAAAGUCGCCCGGCGGUAGGAUCUGGGGCUAUUUGGACGAAAAAAACUUCGCUGGCAAGUCAGUUGAAGAAGCGAAAAAAGACGGACAAUAUCAAGACAAUCUCGAUGCCAACGACACUACGGAUGCCACGGACAACAAUUUGAAUAACGACGAUAAUGUCAAAGAUGUAAAGACUGUUGUGUUUAUUAAUUCCGAUAAAAUACAAAGUUCUAAUCCAGAUGAAAGCGUCAACGAAAUCAAGAAGCCCACCACCAACGAUCAACGCGGCUAUCAGCGACCUAAAAAGUUCAUGAAAAAAGCACAGUUGGCCUUUCGCCGUAGCGGGUCCAAUACUAACGCUAGCUCUGCUAAAGAACAAACAAUUAAUAGUUCGACUGCGCCAAGAUUCUCCUAUACAGACGCUAUGCAGUCAUUGGUCAAUAACAUGGACCUCAAAGUGAAAAUCGCCGAUCUAGGCAAUGCCUGUUUCGAGAGUCAUCACUUUACCGAAGCUAUACAAACUCGACAGUACCGUUCCGUUGAGGUUCUUUUGGGAAAUGGAUACAGUUACAGCGCUGACAUAUGGAGUACGGCAUGUAUGGCUUUUGAAAUAGCUACCGGGGAUUAUCUAUUCGAUCCGCAUGCAUGCAAGUCUUAUUCCAAAGAUGAACAUCACUUGGCUCUUAUGAUUCAAAUGUUGGGCCCAGUACCUCCAGACUUAAUAUAUCGGGGUAAACAUGGUCUUAACUACUUUAGCAGUUAUGGCAGUUUACGCAGCAAAAUUAAAUUGAAACCCCGGAGUAUGACAGAUUUGUUAAUUGAAAAAUAUAGUUGGCAACCGGAAGAGGCAAAGAAAUUUUCCGAAUUUCUAUUGCCAAUGUUGGAAUACGAUCCCAAUGCACGGGCCACAGCUGCCGAAUGCCUUAAACACCCUUGGAUGGAGUAA
This is a messenger RNA of Glossina fuscipes, 1863 nucleotides long. RefSeq names its product SRSF protein kinase 3-like. The transcript is spliced from 8 exons. Gene Ontology annotation, biological process: spliceosomal complex assembly; regulation of mRNA processing; protein phosphorylation. Lineage: Eukaryota; Metazoa; Arthropoda; Insecta; Diptera; Glossinidae. The coding region runs from base 1 to 1863 and encodes 620 amino acids. Gene Ontology annotation, molecular function: ATP binding; protein kinase activity. The record is from RefSeq and is a predicted model, not a curated record.